GAAUGUCUCAGUCAGUACUUAACCGCCAGUUACACGUUAUCGUUCGAUAUUUGCUGUAAACAUUUUCGAUCGGAAAUAAUUAGCUAACAUAUAGAGCUAACUAACCUACAAUUUGCAAAUCAAAUCAUAUAGACGGCAAACGUUUUCGAUUCUAUUUGUUCUUUUUUGACGUUUAUUGCCAGCAGACAACAUCAUCAAAAUGAGUUAUCCAUUUGGCUCGGGCAUGCCACCACUUCCAAACUCGAAUGCAUCACCCAAUUAUCCUUCCUAUCCAAGGCAAUCAAAUAAUUCGAUGCCAAUGACUUCAUAUCCAACACAAUCGAACCAAAUGCCUUCAUAUCCGACACAAUCGAUGCCGCAGGCACCAUUUGGAGCUGGUUUUGUGCCACCGCAGCCAGCUCCAAGCGCUUAUCCAAGUGCUUAUCCAAGCGUAUAUCCAAAUGCACAUCUUCCGAGCUCUACAACAGUUUAUCCACCACCGAUAAAUCCAAACGCAUCUACACACAUUCCACCAACAAAUUCACAACAUUAUUUACCCCCACAACAAGGUUAUUCGGGUUAUGGUUAUCAACAAAUUUCAACAUCGGGCCCAUCAUAUCCAGUUGUUGGCAAUAUGGCUGCAUGUUUUUCAGAAAUGCAAGGUCAUAUUAAGGAUGUUCGUCGGUCCAAGGGAAAUCCAACCGUUGUGCCAGCUCAAAACUUUGAUCCGGUUGCCGAUGCCCAUGCAUUGCGGAAGGCGAUGAAAGGAUUUGGCACCGAUGAAGACAGUCUCAUAAACAUAAUUUGCCGACGCUCAAAUGAACAGAGACAAAUCAUUCAACGUACAUACAAAACCCAAUUUGGAAAAGAUUUAAUCGAAGAUGUUCGCUCGGAAACUAGCGGAAACUUUGAAAAGUUAUUGGUCGCAUUAUUGACGCCAAUCGUUGAUUUUUACGUGAAAGAAUUACACGAUGCAAUGGCUGGAAUUGGAACCGAUGAGGAUGUUCUCAUUGAAGUUUUGUGCACAAUGUCAAAUUAUGAAAUUCAUACCAUAAAGCAUGCUUAUGAAAGACUUUAUGGCAAAAGUUUGGAAAAUGAACUGAUGUCGGAGACGUCGGGCAAUUUUAAACGACUUUUGGUUUCACUUUGUGCUGGCGGCCGUGAUGAAAGCGGUAUUGUUGAUGCAGUUGCUGCAACUCGGGACGCCACUGAAUUAUUACGUGCCGGAGAAUUGAGAGUUGGUACAGAUGAAAGUACAUUCAACAUGGUAUUCUGUCAACGCAACUAUGCUCAAAUCAAAUUGACUUGUGAGGAAUAUCAGAAAAUGACCGGCCAUGGAUUAGAGAAAGCGAUUAAAAAUGAGUUCAGCGGUGACAUUAUGGAUGGUUUGAUUGCCAUUUUACAAUGUACCACAAACAAAGGUGAAUUCUUUGCAAGCCGCCUCCACAAGAGUAUGGCUGGCAUAGGAACAAAUGAUAACCAAUUGAUUCGGUUGGUGGUGACACGAUGCGAAAUCGAUUUGAAUGACAUUAAGGUCGCAUUCGAACGCUUGUACGGCAAAAGUUUGCGCAGCUGGAUAAAGGGCGACACAUCUGGCCACUACAAGCAUGCUUUGUAUGUAUUGAUUGGCGAACAGCGUUCAUCAUAAGUUCAAAUUGAUUUUCGGUGAUCAAAAUUUACGUGUGCUAAAUUUAAAUUAAUAAUUCACCUUUUUCAAUCUCCGUUUCAUAUUUUGUUCAAAACUUUUAUAGAAUUUAAUUAUUUUUGAUUAUAUAGAUAUUUUGUGACACUCCAAUUGAGUAACGUAAUUGAUAUUAUAUAAUGUGCAUUUUUUUGAUAAAUUUGAAACAUUCAAAUUACAGUUUACAACAAUAAUAAUUAAUUUAAUGAGUACAAGAUCCAGCACAAUCGAUUUUCUUAUAAACAAUUUAAAUAAAAAGUAUAAAUCAUAGAUUUUCUUGAAU
This is a messenger RNA of Contarinia nasturtii (swede midge), 1943 nucleotides long. Its product is annotated as annexin B11. Gene Ontology annotation, molecular function: calcium ion binding; calcium-dependent phospholipid binding. The coding region runs from base 200 to 1627 and encodes 475 amino acids. Lineage: Eukaryota; Metazoa; Arthropoda; Insecta; Diptera; Cecidomyiidae. The record is from RefSeq and is a predicted model, not a curated record. Gene Ontology annotation, cellular component: cytoplasm. The transcript is spliced from 10 exons.